This is a messenger RNA of Geosmithia morbida, 1866 nucleotides long. RefSeq names its product WD40 repeat. Gene Ontology annotation, biological process: actin filament depolymerization; positive regulation of actin filament depolymerization. Gene Ontology annotation, cellular component: cortical actin cytoskeleton. The transcript has 2 exons. NCBI's taxonomy places the organism in Eukaryota, Fungi, Ascomycota, Sordariomycetes, Hypocreales, Bionectriaceae. The coding region runs from base 1 to 1866 and encodes 621 amino acids. Gene Ontology annotation, molecular function: actin filament binding. The record is from RefSeq and is a predicted model, not a curated record.
AUGGCAACCCCUUCCAUCCAGAUUGACCGCAUCCUCGCUGCCGUCCCGGCUACCAACCGUGGACAUCCCACGCAGCUCUCUACCGACCCCAAGGGCAGGAGGAUAGCUUAUGCCUCCGGUAAAUCUAUAUUCGUGCGGAGCAUCGACGACCCAUCCGACAGCAAAGAGUACACGGGCCACAACUCGGCCACGACGGUCGCGCGCUUCUCGCCCAGCGGCUUCAAGGUGGCCAGCGGUGACGCGUCCGGGAUCCUGCACGUGUGGGAGCCGGACAACAUCGACAGCACCUCGCGCAAGGAGUACCAGAUCAUAGCCGGGCGUCUGAACGACGUCGCCUGGGAUGGCGAGUCGCAGCGGGUCAUAGCUGUCGGCGAUGGCCGCGAGCAGUUCGGGCGCUGCAUCACGGCCGACAGCGGCAACUCGGUCGGCGAGAUCAUCGGCCACGCCAAGUCGGUCAACGCCGUGGCCAUGAAGCCGCAGCGGCCCUUCCGCGCCGCCACCGUCAGCGACGACGGCAACAUGGUCUUCUACCACGGCACGCCCUACAAGUUCCAGGAGAAGGUGGCCGCCCACCGCAACUUCGUCAUGGGCGCCGCCUACUCGCCCGACGGAGCCGCGCUCGUCACCGUCGGCGCAGACAAGCGCAUCCAGCUGUACGACGGCAAGACGGGGGAGCCCACCCGCCAGAUCGGCGAGGGCGAGCACACCGGCAGCAUCUUCGCCGCGUCGUGGUCCCAGGACGGGACGAGGCUCGCCACCGCCAGCGCCGACCGCACCGUCAAGCUCUGGGACGUCGAGGCCGGGUCCGUCGUCCAGUCCUGGUCCUUCGGCGACGGCCCCGCCGCCGUAUCGCACCAGCAGGUCGGCGUCGUCAUCCCCCACGGCCGCGACGACGGACUCAUCAUCAGCGUCAACCUCGACGGCGACCUGUCCUACCUCCACGAGGGGAAGCCCGAACCCGUCAGGGUCGUGCAGGGCCACAGCAGGGGCAUCACCGCCCUGGGGACCGGAUCUGCCGACGGUGCCGGCCCCGCCACUUCCCUGUGGUCCGGCAGCUUCGACGGCCGCGUCUGCCACUGGGACGUCGGCACCGGCACGCCCGCCGCCGUCGACGGCCAGCACCACACCAACAAGGUGGCCCACCUGGCCGCCCACGCCGGCAGGACGUACACGGUCGGCUGGGACGACGUGCUCCGCGUCGUCGACGAGUCGGCCAGGGCCUUCCUCGGCGACUCCGAGUCCAGGCUGCCGGCCCAGCCGCAGGAUGCCGCCGUGUCGUCCGACGACGGCACCGUCUACGUCGCCACCUCGUCCGGCCUGGCCGUCUACUCGGCCGCCAGCAAGCUGGUCAGGGAGCACUCCCUCCCCUUUGCGCCCUCUUCCGUCGCCGUCUCCGGCUCCACCCUCGCCCUGGGCGCCGACUCCAACUCUGUCAAGGUCUACAACGCCGCCGGCUCCGGCACCAGCCUCGAGGAGGUCCAGACGCUGACGAACCCGACCGGCACCAUCUCCGCCCUCGCCUUCUCCCGCGACGGGUCCCACCUCGCUGCCGGAAACGCCGCCGGGAAGAUCUACGUCUACGCCGCCGCGGGCGGCUGGGGCCUCGUCUCGGACCGCUGGUCCGCCCACACGGCCCGCGUGACGACCAUCGCCUGGGACCCCUCGGGCGCCUACGCCGCCAGCGGCAGCCUGGAUACUAACCUCUUUGUGUGGUGUCUCGAGAAGAAGCUCCAGGGAAAGAGGAUCAAGGCGGCCAACGCGCACAAGGACGGCGUCAAUGGUGUCGUCUGGAUUGAUGGAGCUACGCUGGCCAGUGGUGGUGGUGACGCGGCGGUCAAGAUUUGGAAGGUCAAGGAUCUGCCUUGA